AUGGCUCUAAAGCUGGGUUUGCGACGCUGGGAAGGGCUUUUCGACCCUGCAGCAUGUGCGAAGAUCAGCAACUGCCGGAUUGGGGAAGCUUCUUCCCCGGGACCUUCUCGGAGAGACAGAACGCAGACACUGGAUGACGUCCUCUUGGUUGAACCAAAAACUGCAGCAUUGCAAAGUGCAAUCUACGCUCAGUUUGUACGUUGGCUGGGGGAGACGUUGUCCGAAGGAGCACAGCAGAGUGUUUUCAGACAUCCAGCGCUGCUGGUGCAAGUUGCUAAGUCUUAUGCUUCUUUCCUUUACUCGUCAGGUCGCUCCUUGUACCAGUUGAGACAUCUCAUCUUGACCUUGCAGCGUGAAUUUGUUGAAACCAAGCUGUAUACUUCGGUUCUUUGGGAUAUGGUGAGUAGGUGGGAGCUGCUUGAACCGACACAGCACCGAACACCUGUUCCCAAAAUGAUAUUCAGAGCAUUAGUAAGCACUGCACUACUUUGGGGAUGGGAACGAACUGCAGGCAUAAUUGCGAUAGCUUUUUGCGGGAUCACUCGCCCGGGUGAACCCCUUCGUGCCCUCAGGAAGCAUGUGGUCUUUCCAGGUGAUGCUCUGGAACCAGACCGCGAGUCGAUUUACCUCAUCAUCGAUCGACCAAAAAGCAGAAAGCGUGGGACCGGUCGUGUUCAGCAUAGCUCGAUUCGUGACCGAGAGUUUUUCGAUUUUCUGUUUUCAGUUUUUGGUUCGAUAGAAGCUGACCAGCCGAUUUUCAACGCCUCACCAUCUGCCUUUCGUAGGCGAUGGGAUGCAUUGCUUAAAGCAUUGUUUAUUCCCAAAUCUGCCGGGUUGACCCCCGGAGGGCUCAGAGCUGGAGGAUGUGUCAGAGCUUUUCAAGAAUCGAUGGACAUCAGUCUUCUCAUGUGGAGGAUGAGAGUUCGCCACCAGUCAACGUUGGAAAGCUAUCUGCAAGAAGUCACAGCGUCCUCAGUGAUCCCCGAUCUUGAGCCGCGCUCUCGCAAAGCAAUUGCAGAAGCGGCUAAUGUACUGCCUUUUCUUUUGAGUCGUUUUCCUCGUUGCCGCACUGCCAAAGGUCCAUAA
Messenger RNA from Durusdinium trenchii, 1086 nucleotides. The record is from the annotation of a GenBank genome assembly. Lineage: Eukaryota; Dinophyceae; Suessiales; Symbiodiniaceae.